CACUCAGGAUGGCGGAGGCAUCAGGAACCAGCAGUCUAUUGACCGUGAUCAUAACGACUUCGGUGACACCGUCUGCGCCUUCAACAGAACUGGUCUCAUCGGUACUAGAGUCAUUCAACCGUCACUGCCCGAGCUUGGCUGACUGUAGGAUCAUCGUUGUAUUCGACAACUACGACCAAGUCGUCCCUUCAGCGCGUCUAAAAAAGGGCUACGUUACUUCUGAACAAGCCGCAGACUUUGAUCUCUACAAAGAUAAUGUCAAACAGCUGGUGCUAAAACGGCAUUGCGAGGGCAAAGAGCCGGUUGUUUUCACGCAGGAAUUAGCGGAGGCAGAGUAUGGCAGCCCUCAUAAGCCUGAAAAUGUUGUACACUACACUACGACGCAGACACAAGACAAGAAAGUGACGUUCAUAGAGCCGUCGAGACGCUUUGGCUUUGGUCUGGCUGUCCGUUCGGCAUUGAGAAUGACUGAGACUCCAUAUGUUUGGAUCCAGCAGCACGACUGGGUUUUGGUCUCCGAUUUUCCCAUUGAUCCUCUCUUGCAGAUCAUGAGAGCUUCCGAGUUAGAUCCGGACGUCCCCAUGAAGUAUGUCUGCCUCCCUGCAGUGCGCAUGCUAUCAUACGCCACAUCUCCCGACGUUGUCAAAUUCCCGGCUCUCAGGCAGUUGACGGCCUCACUCAGAGGCAGCUACAGUCCUGCAUCAGACACAAACAUCAAAAUUCCAUUGACACCACUCUUCUUUUGGCACGAUAAGCCGCACAUUGCGUCCACUGCACAUUAUUUAACGCGCGUUUUCCCUACGCGUCUGGCCAUGCUUCGCGGGGACUUUAUUGAAGACAAGAUCGGGCAGCGAGCUAGGGCACAAAUGAAGGAAGGACUCUGGACGAAGUGGGCGACUUGGCUAUACUAUCCUGAUGAGGGAAAAGAGUUAUGUCUGAGGCAUUUAAAAGGACGGACUUGGCGAGGGACGGAAGGGGAGGCUGGAAAUGUCGCCAUGUGGCGACAAAGACACGACGAAAAGAGACCGCAGGUCACUGAAGAGUCUUCUAUUGAAGUGGAGAUUUAUGGAGGCGAGCCUGAGUGCGUCCUAGGCAACGAUGCUGUCGAAACUUGAUCUGGCUGGUGUUACCAAAGUGGAACCUCAGGUGCCUCGUCGGUGAACAUCCAGCU
Messenger RNA from Ilyonectria robusta, 1171 nucleotides. RefSeq lists its product as uncharacterized. The record is from RefSeq and is a predicted model, not a curated record. NCBI's taxonomy places the organism in Eukaryota, Fungi, Ascomycota, Sordariomycetes, Hypocreales, Nectriaceae. The coding region runs from base 9 to 1115 and encodes 368 amino acids. The transcript has 2 exons.